This is a messenger RNA of Dentiscutata heterogama, 699 nucleotides long. NCBI's taxonomy places the organism in Eukaryota, Fungi, Glomeromycota, Glomeromycetes, Diversisporales, Gigasporaceae. The record is from the annotation of a GenBank genome assembly.
AUGGCAGCGGCUUCAAAAGAAGCUCAACAACAACCAUUAUCACCAAUUGGUAAUGCUGUCGCAGGAGCUUUAGGAGCUUUAUUCGCGUUGUCCAUAACUUAUCCGCUGGACAUUAUAAAAACUCGACUUCAAGUACAAUCAAAAAGUACACAUACUACUGAAUACUACGAGUCAACAAUAGAUGCGAUUGUUAAAAUAUUGAAAACCGAAGGAAUACUUGGUCUUUAUACGGGAUUGCCUUCCGGUCUUAUCGGAGUAGCCUCAACAAACUUUGCAUACUUUUAUUGGUACUCUUUCAUUCGUACUCGCUAUCAACAAGCACGUUCUACGUUGUCUUUAUCUACUGCUGAAGAGCUCACACUUGGUGCCCUUGCAGGUGCACUUGCUCAAAUUUUUACAAUUCCUGUGUCUGUUGUAACUACACGACAACAAACUUCGACCAUCACUGAACGUAAAAGCCUUACGAAUACUGUAAAAGAAAUUGUUUCUGAAGAUGGAAUCAUUGGAUUAUGGAAAGGAUUGGGUCCAUCAUUGGUAUUAUGUGUCAACCCUGCUAUAACCUAUGGUGCUUUUGAGAGAUUCAAAGAUAUAAUGCUAAAGAAAAACUUUAACCUUACACCUGGUCUAAUCUUUUGGUUGGGUGCCCUCAGUAAAACUAUUGCUACUGUGGUUACUUACCCACGAAAAUAUCGGCCAUGA